Molecule: messenger RNA, 1630 nt
Organism: Ananas comosus (pineapple)
Lineage: Eukaryota; Viridiplantae; Streptophyta; Magnoliopsida; Poales; Bromeliaceae
Exons: 10
Coding region: 248-1369 (373 amino acids)
Biological process (GO): signal transduction
Source: RefSeq, a predicted model, not a curated record
AACACCCCACCCAACCCCACCCCCACAACAAAAACUCCCGAGAGGGUUUCGAUCACAAAGUUGGGGCCGAAGCUUCGAGUCAUUCAAAAAAUCUCUCUCUCUCUCUCUCUCUCUCUCUCUCUCUCCUCGAUUCCCACGCCGUGGAGAUCGAAAAAGCGGAUUAGGGUUUACGCAGGGCCCCUUUUCUUGAAGACCAUUUGAUUAUUGGAGUGGUUCAUGCUCUUCAGCUACUUGAUUACCCUUCUCAAUGCCUCUCCAGACAUCGCCCCGCUGGCGUGAGCGGGCAACGGACUUCUUCUCUUCUUCCGGGAUCAAAAUUAAGCAGGCCAGCCAAUCGGCAGGAGGAAACGUUGCUGAUGCAGCCGGUAAGGUCGGCUCCAUGGUGAAAAGUAGGUGGGCUCUCUUUCAAGAAACUAGGCAGCGCAGGCCGCCGGCACCUCCUGUAGAGAGGGUGCAAGAACGCCUAAUUUCUGCUGCAGCUUCCACAGGGGUGCUUCUGAGGAAGGGCUUUUCUGAGACGAAGGAGAAGGUUGCUGUCGGAAAGCUGAAAGUUGAAGAGGCAGCGAAGAAGACUGCUGAUAAAAGUAAGAGUAUUUUGAACAACAUUGAGCGGUGGCAAAAGGGCGUUGCCAGCAAUGAUGUUUUCGGUGUCCCGAUUGAGAUUAUUGUGCAACGACAGCACUCGACAAGAGCUGUGCCUCAAAUAUUGGUCAGAUGUGCAGAUAGCCUAAUUAUAUCAGGGUUAAAUUUUGAAUACUUGUUCAAAACUGAGGGAGACAGAAAGGUCAUUCGACAAUUAGUUUCACUUUACAACCAAGACUGGAAUGCAACUUUGCCGGAGGGUGUAAGCCCAAUUGAUGUGGCUGCGCUGAUUAAAUGUUAUCUUGCUAGCCUUCCUGAGCCACUUGCUACAUUCGAUUUAUAUCAUGAGAUUAGAGAUGCCAGGAGUAGCAUACGUGAUAUGAGAAGCAUUUUGAAGAAGCUCCCUAAUGUGAAUUACAUGACACUGGAGUUUGUUACUGCUCUUCUCCUUCGAGUUAGCCAGAAGUCCUCACUCAACAAGAUGAAUGCUCACAGCCUUGCUUUGGAAAUGGCACCCGUGAUUUUGUGGCGACAAGGUGAUUCUGGGACUGAUUUACGCAACCACCUUAGGUAUACAUUAAAAGCUCCUCCCAAGACUCUGGAUCCAGCAUCAAACAACUAUACAUGGGAGAACUAUUUGGAUGAAGACAAUAGCAUGGAUGCUUCUUCCCAAAUCCCUUUGGACGAUGGUCCACCACCUGAUUACGGUGCCAUUGAGGUUAUUCAGUGCCUCAUUGAGCACCAUAAUACCAUUUUCACAGAUGCUAACGAGACCAUAUGGAGAUAACUUUCAUGCUACGCAUGUUUGUGCAUUCUGGCCCUCUUGCUGUUUUGAACAAUUUUUCCUUGUAAAAAACAUAUUUUUUGGGGGGGGAUCAUGGAACAAUUUAGGAGUUAUUUAGAUUUUUGUCUUUUAUUUGGUUAACCUCUGUAGGAAAGAAAUGCAGGGAACAAUGAUUUGUCACUUGUAUAGUUAAAACUAAAAAUUGAUGGGUUUUGACUACAGUUUUGGAGCAUUAACCAUUUCAAAGUGAUUGUGGUAAAACAA